AUUUCUGUGGUAUCAAAAUACUGAGGCCAUAAGUUCAUUGAAAAUACAAAGAACGUUAUUAAAAGUAAUCAUUAGAUUGUUAGUGAUAUUUGACGAGAAAGCAUCGCACGUAAUUUUAAUUUCAUCAUGUGGCUGAUAUAUCUUGUGGUUAUUAUCAUCUUUUUGAUGGUAAUUCUGUAUAAGUAUUCGAUGAGAAACUAUAACUACUGGGAACUGCAGGGAAUUCCGACUGCGCGGGGGACUGUUCCGUUAUUAGGACACAUGCUGGAUAUAUUUUUGCUGAGGAAAAGUGUGAUAACGUAUCUCCAAGAAGUCUAUGAGAGCCACCCGAAUGCCAGUAUGGUGGGAUUGUACAAAAUGCGGAAGCCAAUAUUGCUAGUAAAGCAUCCGGAACUUGUGAAGACAAUUAUACAUACGGAAUUUAUGAGUUUCAGUGAACAUGUGCCGCUGGAUGUUAAAACGGAUCCGCUCAUGGCUUCGGACGCUUUUUUUUCGAGUGGAGAACGCUGGCGACACGUACGUUACGUCAUUACAAAAGCGUUUUCGACAAAGAAGUUAAAAAACAUUACGGAAAUUAUCAGGGAAGAGUGUGAUAAGUUUGCUAAAUUCAUUGAUAAGAAGUUGGAUGGCAAAGAAGUUGUGGAAGUGAAUGCCAAGAAUUUGUUCUCAAGAUUGACGACUCAGGUGUCAGCUAAUGCGGUAUUUGGUAUUGACGGUGAAGCGUUGGUAGAUAAAGAUCCUCCGGAAUCAUUCAUUUCGAUGAUGGACGGAGUGUUUGAAGUGAAAACUUUCACCGGAAUACGCCAGAAUAUCAUUCUUUUGUUGCCUAUGCUCAGUAAAUUUUUUCAAGUGAGUUUCGCGCCCUCGUGGGUCAAUAGAACGUUUAUCAAAAUAGCCAACGAUAUCCGUGAGUUCAGAAAGAGUCGCGAGAUUGUUAGAGAUGACUUUAUGCAGCACGCGAUUGAUUACGAGCGUGAUGGUAAAUGGGGUGAGGGAAUGAUCAAUUGUCACGUGUUUUCAUUUUUCGCAGAAGGCUACGAAACUUCUAGUUUGACUUUGAGUGCGACAGCUUACUUGCUUUCGAAACAUCCGGAUAUUCAAGAGAGAGCGAGAGAUGAAGUGGUUGCAUUGCUGGAUAAAUAUGAAGGAAUUUGCUAUGAAGCUGUUAAUGAAAUGACUUACUUGGAUCAAGUUGUCCACGAGGCACUGAGGUUAUUUAGUCCGGCUGGAAGUAUGCAGAAAAUCUGUACGAAACCCAUCACUCUUCAAGGACCUGAUGGACUGACUUGCUCACUCAAACCCGGUGACGAAGUAUUUGUUUCCAUCAUGGGCAUUCAUAAAGAUCCGGAAAUCUGGAAAAAUCCUAAUGAGUUCAAUCCUGAUCGGUUUGCUAAAGAUUCCGAAGAAAGUCGAAGCAAGUAUGUUUACCUGAGCUUCGGCGAAGGUCCACGCAAAUGUCCCGGAAUGCGUAUGGGCAUGAUUCAAGUUAAAUCUGCAAUAGCUGUUAUUUUGAAGAACUACAUCCUCGAGCCAUCGUCUAAAAUGAUUGAACCUGUACAAAUAGACCCUAAGUAUUUUAUGAUUUCGCCUGUCAGAGGUUUUUGGAUAAAAUUACGCCAUUUACAUACGUAAAUUACUUCUACUACUAAUCUUGAUAAAUAAAAUUAGUUAUUAUUUUUAAUCCUACGUAAAUGUACUUUUUUUAUUUUAACAAAAACACAAAUGCUUAUUUUCCAAAGCUACGACAAUUUGAAAAUAUUUUCCUCACUCCACCUAUGACUUUAUUUUUAUGGUCAUUUUUGAAUAGUCGCAUUUUCAAAUAAAAAGAAAAUCAAAAUGUAGCAUUUGAAUCAGUCUAUAAAAAUUC
Microplitis mediator is the source of this 1867-nucleotide messenger RNA. RefSeq names its product probable cytochrome P450 28d1. Bases 127 to 1632 code for a protein of 501 amino acids. The transcript has a single exon. Gene Ontology annotation, molecular function: monooxygenase activity; oxidoreductase activity, acting on paired donors, with incorporation or reduction of molecular oxygen; heme binding. NCBI's taxonomy places the organism in Eukaryota, Metazoa, Arthropoda, Insecta, Hymenoptera, Braconidae. The record is from RefSeq and is a predicted model, not a curated record.